AUGCUACCUACCGCCCCUACAGCCGGCGCCGCCGCCACCAACAACCACUACCAAAAUUCCCUUUCUGCUCCUUCCCUUCCUGGGAAACCCGACCAAAAACCCUUGUCUCUGCACGCUAAACCCUUCGCCACUGACAUGAUUGAUCCUUCAUCGUCAUCUUCAAUGGGUCCAAUGCGAAUCGAUGGAUCCGAAGACGACUUGAUCCUAUCCAAGUCCGAGUAUCUGACCCGACCCGAGGUGCUUAAACGCCGGGCCCGCCGGACUAAGCAACUGGUCCGGAUUUACCGGGACCACUACUGGGCCUUAAUGGAGGAGCUCAAACUCAAGUACAGAGAGUACUGCUGGGAGUACGGCAAAAGCCCUUUUCAAGAAGAUGAAGAGAACGAGAAAAUCAACUCGAAUUGCGGGGAUGGAACAAGGUGUGGGGUUCAUGGGUGCAAGGCGAAGGCCAUGGCAUUGACGAGGUUUUGCCAUAUGCAUAUACUUUCUGACUCCAAACAGAAGCUGUAUAAGGCUUGCAAUUUCUCUAUCAAAAGUAAUUAUGGUUUUACUGGUGGGCUAUCAGCUGCUCUGGCAGAGUAA
This is a messenger RNA of Fraxinus pennsylvanica, 582 nucleotides long. The record is from the annotation of a GenBank genome assembly. NCBI's taxonomy places the organism in Eukaryota, Viridiplantae, Streptophyta, Magnoliopsida, Lamiales, Oleaceae.